Messenger RNA from Telopea speciosissima, 618 nucleotides. RefSeq names its product ubiquitin-conjugating enzyme E2-17 kDa. Bases 47 to 493 code for a protein of 148 amino acids. Gene Ontology annotation, molecular function: ubiquitin conjugating enzyme activity. The transcript is spliced from 5 exons. Gene Ontology annotation, biological process: protein polyubiquitination. The record is from RefSeq and is a predicted model, not a curated record. Lineage: Eukaryota; Viridiplantae; Streptophyta; Magnoliopsida; Proteales; Proteaceae. Gene Ontology annotation, cellular component: nucleus.
AUUUAAAAAGGAAGGGAAGGAGGAUCGAAAUUGUCAGGGUUUCGCGAUGGCUUCCAAGCGGAUCUUGAAAGAACUCAAGGAUCUGCAAAAAGAUCCUCCUACAUCUUGCAGCGCAGGUCCUGUGGCUGAAGACAUGUUUCAUUGGCAAGCAACUAUCAUGGGUCCCCCCGACAGUCCUUAUGCAGGGGGAGUCUUUUUAGUUACUAUACAUUUUCCUCCAGAUUAUCCAUUUAAACCACCAAAGGUUGCUUUUAGGACGAAGGUUUUCCAUCCAAACAUUAACAGCAAUGGCAGCAUUUGCCUUGACAUCUUGAAGGAGCAGUGGAGUCCAGCCUUGACCAUUUCUAAGGUGUUGCUCUCGAUCUGCUCCCUGUUGACGGAUCCAAAUCCUGAUGAUCCUUUGGUGCCUGAGAUUGCUCACAUGUACAAGACAGACAGGAGCAAGUAUGAGACGACUGCAAGGAGCUGGACUCAAAAGUAUGCAAUGGGAUAGUUGUGCUGUUGGGGAAGGGUUGGUGGUGGUGUGGAGGGCGGCAAUCCUUUCUUGCCGGCUUUGAUCUUUCAAUAUUACGUAUGAUUGAAGUUUGAUGCGUCUCUCUUCACUCCUAAACUAGGCCU